This is a messenger RNA of Cariama cristata (Red-legged seriema), 1902 nucleotides long. It is a transcript of the gene AGGF1, whose product is annotated as angiogenic factor with G patch and FHA domains 1. The record is from RefSeq and is a predicted model, not a curated record. Bases 1 to 1902 code for a protein of 633 amino acids. NCBI's taxonomy places the organism in Eukaryota, Metazoa, Chordata, Aves, Cariamiformes, Cariamidae. The transcript is spliced from 14 exons. Gene Ontology annotation, molecular function: protein binding; nucleic acid binding.
AUGAGGCCUGCUGGUCCCGUGACCGCCGGAGCCCGCCAGGCUCCCCUGGCCUGCCGGAUUUCAGCGACCAGAGAAAGUGCUGCUGCUGGCUCCAGUUUCCUGUCUCGAGUCAACUUUCAACGUUUGGCUCGACAGGUGGUGGUGGUGGUGGGGAGAACCAUAACAUCUUCUUGGCCACAAGGUUGGUUUUGGAGUCAGAAGGAAAAACUACGUUUAGCAGAAGGAAGAAAGCUUGAUAAACAAGGUGAGGUUGAAGAGCUCACUAAGGAAAUCCAUAAUAGGAAGGAGAAAGAUACAUCUAGCGUAGAAGUACAGACAGAGAACUAUGCUGCGUGGUCACAAGCAGAUUAUUACUACUAUGAAAAUUAUUACAAUCACACUGAUACUCAAGACUCUGCAUCUGAACUGCCAGUGCAGCACAAUCAUGGGGCUGAAGGCACUGACCAUAAUUCCACAGAGGAAUCGCAGACAGGUGCUGAUAUUCCUUUAAGGAUGGAUAGCACCAAAGUUGCUGAAGGUGGAGAAGAGGAAAAUGUCAUUGAGAAUUCACAGGAAGCAGAAGAUACUUCAGUACCAGAGGGUUCUUUGGCAGAGAGCUUGAGAGCUGCUGCAGAAGCUGCUGUUUCACAAACGGGAUUUAUUUAUGAUGAAAAUACAGGAUUGUAUUAUGACCAUAGUACUGGCUUCUACUAUAAUUCGGAAAAUCAGCUGUAUUACGAUCCAGCAACUGGAAUUUAUUAUUACUGUGAUGUGGAAAGUGGCCGAUACCAGUUUCAUUCACGAGUGGAUCUGCAGUCUUAUCAGGCCUCUGGUACUCAGCACACCAAGGAUAGAAAAGGGAAAAAGAAGAGAAAAGAACCAGAGCGGAUUACUGCAAAUGAGUAUAAGGUACGUCAGUUGACAGAAACCAUGGCUAAUCUGAAGAUUUCUUCUUUUGGAUUGGCAGCUUCUGGUGAAGAUGAAGAAAAGAUCUGGCCUCCUUGUAUCAGAGUAAUUGUAAUAAGAUCACCAGUUCUACAGACUGGAUCGCUUUAUAUUAUCACUGCUGUGAAACCUGCUACAAUUGGAAGAGAAAAAGAUGUUGGACACACACUUCAAAUUCCUGAAGUUGGAGUCAGUAAGUUCCAUGCAGAAGUAUAUUUUGACCACGAUUUGCAAAAUUAUGUUCUUGUGGAUCAAGGCAGUCAGAAUGGAACAGUUGUUAAUGGAAAUCAGAUUCUCCAGCCUAAAACAAAAUGUGAUCCCUACAUCUUGGAGCAUGGAGAUGAAGUGAAGAUUGGUGAAACUGUGCUUUCUUUUCAUAUACAUCCUGGCAGUGAUACUUGUGAUGGAUGUGAACCAGGACAAGUGAGAGCACACCUUCGCCUGGACAGGAAAAAGGAAUCUUCUGUUUGCCCAGCACUUAGCAAAGAAGAGAGAGAGUUAGUCAGAAGAAAAGCAUUAAAACAAAUAAGGGUAAAAUAUGGUUUACAGAACACAGAGUAUGAAGACAACAAAGCAGUGAAGAAUCCAAAGUACAAAGAUAGAGCAGGAAAACGCAGAGAGACCAUUGGAAGUGAAGGAACCUUCCAGAGAGAUGAUAGUCCAGCUUCUGUUCAUAUUGAAAUCAGCAACAGCAACAAAGGCCAUAAAAUGUUGGAGAAGAUGGGAUGGAAGAAGGGGGAAGGCUUGGGCAAGGAUGGUGGCGGUAUGAAGGAUCCGAUCCACCUUCAGUUACAUAAGACGCAUGCAGGUUUGGGUGCCAGUAGACCAGCCUCAGUUGAAGAUGUUCAGAUCAUCCAGAGCAAGAAUAAAAAGAACUGGGAUAAAGCAAGAGAAAGGUUUGCUGAAAACUUCCAAGAUCCUAAAUCACAAAGGGAUACACCUAGGAUUACACCUUGGGUUAGAGGGACUGUAGAGUAA